AAUUACCGAUUUUGAAUGCUCCUCAUAGGUAAAAACUCGGGCCUAACCAGUCAGUUUGAGAUUUUGUCGUUGUUUGUUCGCAGGGAUCGUGUAGUGGCAGUCUUCGUCCAGGGUCCUGCCUGGCAGUUCAAGGGCUGGCCGUGGCUGCUGCCUGAUGGAUCCCCCGUGGAUAUAUUUGCCAAAAUCCGAGCUUUUCACCUGAAGUAUGACGAGGCACGGAUGGACCCAAACGUGCAGAAGUGGGACGUGACUGUGCUGGAGCUGAGCCACCACAAACGACAUCUGGACCGGCCCGUCUUCCUCCGCUUCUGGGAAACACUAGACAGAUACAUGGUCAAACACAAGUCCCAUCUGAGGUUCUGAGACCGCUGGCCGUCCACCGUCAAGAUCUUCCCUCCCUUCAGAGACAUUUCAAGAUGGACCGCUAGACCCCCGAUCCUCUCAGCCUCCCUGAAAGCACUUUGGAUUUCAGUAUGCUUCACCCUCUGCUGACACCAGUUUGAUUUGUAGCUUCUUCCUCCACCCGUAGAUGAACAGGUCAGGGCGGGUGAGAGGAAAUUUGGAUGUUUGGGUUGGUCCUUGUCAUGUUUUCUCAGUAGCUAUGUAUUUUUCAAUUGUAAAGCAGUUGGUAAUCAAGGCAGAUUGAAAAGGAGAUAAUUGAUUUUUUUUUUUUUUUUUUUUGUAAAACACAAGCUGGAUGUAAGAGAACCAUUGAAAAUGGUGACUUGUUGAUAUGAAUAAAUGACUGCUGUCUAAAACUCUUGUAAUGAUA
Messenger RNA from Cyprinus carpio (common carp), 772 nucleotides. RefSeq names its product parafibromin-like. Gene Ontology annotation, biological process: transcription elongation by RNA polymerase II; positive regulation of transcription elongation by RNA polymerase II. The transcript is spliced from 3 exons. The record is from RefSeq and is a predicted model, not a curated record. The coding region runs from base 16 to 363 and encodes 115 amino acids. Lineage: Eukaryota; Metazoa; Chordata; Actinopteri; Cypriniformes; Cyprinidae. Gene Ontology annotation, cellular component: Cdc73/Paf1 complex. Gene Ontology annotation, molecular function: RNA polymerase II complex binding.